Messenger RNA from Beta vulgaris subsp. vulgaris (sugar beet), 4004 nucleotides. Its product is annotated as probable LRR receptor-like serine/threonine-protein kinase At2g16250. The transcript is spliced from 4 exons. The coding region runs from base 740 to 3475 and encodes 911 amino acids. The record is from RefSeq and is a predicted model, not a curated record. NCBI's taxonomy places the organism in Eukaryota, Viridiplantae, Streptophyta, Magnoliopsida, Caryophyllales, Amaranthaceae. Gene Ontology annotation, molecular function: protein kinase activity; ATP binding; protein binding. Gene Ontology annotation, biological process: protein phosphorylation.
UUUUAGUAAUAAAAGUAGGCUAUGCAUUUGUGUGUUUGAGAGUGACAUCUUCAAAAAAAAAUUAAAUUAAAUAUUUUUUAUUUUUUUUGAAGACAGACGGCUUGACCAGCCCAAACUUCAAAUCAAACCAACCAAAUCUCUCUCCUCUUUCUCUCACAUUAUUAUGAACACUUGCUAAUUACUACACCAAUUUAUCAUUAACUAUUUAUAGUUUAAUACCCAUUUGGAAGUAAAUAUUUUUUUUAUACUAUAUGAUCUCAAAUUAAUAUUUAUCUCAACCCUCCAAAACCCCAUUGUCAAACCAAGAAAUUUUCAAGCUUAUAUUGGAAAUUUUAUAUUUUUAGAGAGAGAAAAAGUUGGUGAGAAAAACUGUAAGAAUUUUGAUGAAAAGUUGUGGGAGAGCUUGAUUUUUCACUACCAGAAUAAGAGGUAAGAAAGCUCAGAUUUUUUUUUCUUUUUGCUUUCUCUCUCUACCUUGAGAAAGAAAAAGUAGAAAUCUUUAUUUUAUAUUGAGCAAGGAAAAAAAAAACUUGUAAUUCAGCAUUGUUUAUGUUGUUUUUUUUGGGUUUUUUCUUAACUACCCUCAAUGAUUACUGUGAUGUUUGUGAGAAACUGUUGCAUAGAAGAAUAAAAAUAAGACUGAGUUAAGUUGAGUUGAAGAAAGAACAGAAAAGAAAAAGAUGUGUAGAUCAGUAUUUUAUUGCUAUAUGUUGUUGUUGUUGUUGUUAAAUGCUUGAAAAUGGAUCGAUUUAGAAAACCCAAUUUGUUAUUUGUUAUAGAAUCUGUGUUAUUAUGGUGGUGGUUGUUGGGAUUUGGGAGUACAUUGGUUUUGGUUGUUGGUCAACAGCAGCAACAGCAAACUUUGGGUUCAGAAAGAGUGGCUCUGAUACAACUUAGAUCUUCACUGGGUCUUAGAGCUAGGGAAUGGCCGAUCAAACCGGACCCGUGUUCGAAUUGGAGUGGAAUUCAGUGCAUAAAUGGUUCUGUUGUUGGGAUUAACAUAUCAGGGUUUAGGAGGACUAGAAUUGGGGGUGAAAACCCUCAAUUUGGUGUUGAUGCUAUUGGUAAUUUGACCAAUUUAGUGUCAUUUAAUGCCUCGUUAUUCGCCCUUCCUGGACCGAUACCUGAUUGGUUCGGGCAGAGGUUGGGAAAUUUGCAAGUGCUUGAUCUUCAUUCUUGUUCAAUAAGAGGUUCUAUACCUUUGAGCUUGGGGAGGUUGAGAAGGUUAAGGACUUUGGUUUUGUCUCAUAAUGAUCUUAGUGGUGAUUUUCCAUCGAGUUUUGGUCAACUGGUGAACCUAUCUAUUCUUGAUCUUUCACACAAUUCACUUAACGGGUCAAUACCUGAUUCCUUUGCCUCCAUGAGGAAUCUGUCGUUUCUUGAUUUAUCAUCGAAUUCCUUCUCCGGGCCAAUCCCUCGUAGUAUUGGUGUUUUGCAGAAUCUCAGGACUUUGAAUUUUUCUAACAAUAGUCUAAUGUCCACUGUCCCCCCUCAACUUGGUGAUCUUAGGAGCCUGGUUGACCUUGACCUUAGCUUUAAUACUCUGGUGAGUACGUUGCCUGUGGAUUUAAGGGGGUUGAGGAGUUUAAGAACAAUGGUAAUUGGGAACAAUAGACUUUCUGGUGCACUGCCAGAUGAUUUGUUCACAGCUUUGACUAGGUUGGAGAUUGUGGAUUUGAGCCACAACAAUCUUUCAGGUGCUAUUCCUGAUGCAUUAUGGUCGAUCGCCACGUUGCGCCUUGUUGAUGUCUCUGGAAAUAAUUUUACGGGUGUCCUUCCAAAUAUUACCUUGAAUCGCAAUGCCACUGCUGCAGUGCUUAAUCUCUCUGAUAACGAAUAUUAUGGGGCACUAAAUUCGGCUCUCCAGAGGUUUAGUUCGAUUGAUUUAUCAGGCAAUUACUUUGAGGGAGAGGUACCAGAGUUUAUGAGUGUUGAUGCAUUGAUUAGUGCUAAUUGUCUACAAAAUGCUUCGGGUCAGAAGACAGAAGAGGAGUGUUCCUCAUUCUAUGCAUCAAAAGAUAUGGUCUUUGACGAUUUUGGGCGUCCAAGUACAAAUUUGUCUCCAGAUGCAGGACCAGGGCCUACGAGGAGGAGCCACAGACGCACUAUUAUAUUGGCUUCAGUUCUGGGGGGUGUUGGUCUAUUGCUAUUGUUGCUGUUGCUGCUAUUACUGUUCAUAUGUGCCCGAAGGAAGCGUGGUACAAGGCAAAGAGGGAACGGUGUGGGUCCAAUUCCUCCAACUGGGGCUGGUCCACCUUCACCAGGGGUAUCAAUAAAUUUUUCAAGUUUGGGAGAAGGAUUUACGUAUCAGCAGCUACUUGAUGCAACAAACAACUUCAGUGAUUUGAACCUCAUUAAAAAUGGGCAUUCUGGUGAUUUAUACCGAGGUUCCCUUGAAGGCGGCAUCUCUGUGGUUGUUAAAAGAGUCAACUUGAAUUCAGUUAAAAGGGAGUCAUACCUUGUAGAGUUGGACUUUUUCAGUAAAGUAUCUCAUCCCAGAUUGGUUCCACUUUUGGGAUACUGCUUGGAUCAGGAAAAUGAGAAAUACCUUGUUUACAAGUACAUGCCCAAUGCAGAUUUAUCAAGUUCUUUGUACAGGAAGGUCAAUUCAGAUGAUACUAUGCAAUCCCUUGAUUGGAUAACAAGACUAAAGAUAGCCAUAGGAGCAGCAGAGGGUCUAUCAUACCUACAUCAUGAAUGUACACCACCCUUUGUUCACAGGGAUGUACAAGCAAGCAGCAUACUCCUUGACGAUAAAUUUGAAGUAAGACUUGGCAGUCUCAAUGAGGUCUGUGUACAAGAAGGAGAUACUCAGCCAGGAGUCAUUACAAGAUUGUUGCGGUUGCCCCAGACCUCUGAACAAGGGCCAUCAGGUUCUCAGACAUCAACAAGUGCAUAUGAUGUUUACUGCUUUGGAAAGGUGUUGCUUGAGCUAGUUACAGGUAAACUAGGCAUCAGUGCGUCAAAUGAUACCAGUAUGAAGGAGUGGAUGGAUCAAACGUUACCCUAUAUAAAUAUCUACGACAAGGAACUCGUACAGAAAAUCGUAGAUCCCUCUUUGAUAUACGACGAAGACCUCCUGGAAGAAGUCUGGGCAAUGGCUAUCGUUGCUAGAUCAUGCCUUAAUCCAAAGCCUUCAAGACGGCCCCUCAUGAGAUAUAUCCUUAAAGCAUUGGAAAACCCAUUAAAGGUGGUACGAGAAGAAAAUGUCGGGUCAGGAAGGCUUAGAACAACAUCCUCUAGAGGAUCUUGGAAUGCUUCAGUAUUUGGAAGUUGGAGGCAAAGCUUAGAUGUUGGUGCCGCUCCUCCUGCUUCCCGAGUUGAAGGAACGGGAAGCCUUAAACAGUCAGGUACUUCCGGGUCACAAAGCAGCGGCAAGGUUGCUGGUGGGGGUGAUAAUUCUUCCUCACAGCGGCGGCAGUCUCGGGAGAUAUUCCCGGAACCCAUUGACGUGCAUGAUGUAGAAAGACCAUAGGCGAGAUUCGAGAAGAAUAAAGUCUACUCUAUUCAUGUCACAUUCUUUGUCAAUAACAGCUUGAGCCCCGGCUCACCAGUACCUCAGUUUAUAGCACAUUGGUGUUUUAGUUCUACAGUUUGUGGGUUUCGGGCCAGUUUUGGUGUCCAUUGAUUAAGUUUUCCGGAGGUGUACAGCCGUUACUCGUACUUCAGUGAUGAAAAAGUUCAAAGUUUGAAGGAAGAUCUGCAGCUACUUCUCAGUUUUAACUGAUUGAUGCAUCUUGUAUGAGAAAGUGGCAGCAUUUCAUUACAGUCAUUAUUCCCAUUUAAUUUGAGCUUGUAGAAUGAGCUACUACAAUUUUUUCUGUAAUUGAUCUAUUUUAUAUUUCUGGUCCAAGUUGUGAAAGGUGUAAAUUAUUGUAGUUGUUUAGAAACUUCUUUGAUUAUUUCCCUUUUUAGGUUUCUACUAUUUUGGUGGGAUUCAUGGGUGCAAAGAAGUGGAAAAGAAACAAACAAAAAAAAGCACAAUAUAACUUCAUUUUUUUUUA